This is a messenger RNA of Cuscuta epithymum, 631 nucleotides long. The record is from the annotation of a GenBank genome assembly. Lineage: Eukaryota; Viridiplantae; Streptophyta; Magnoliopsida; Solanales; Convolvulaceae.
GCCACCGUCGCUAACUUAUGCGCUGCCCGUUUCCGCGAUGCUGCUUGCAUUUCCUUCGCUCACUGCCUUUUAAAUUACAAGGGCUUCCUAGCCAUCCAGGCUCAUAGAUUGGCACAUAAGCUAUGGCUACAGAACAGAAAACCAAUAGCAUUGUCACUGCAAUCUAGGAUCGCGGAUGUGUUCUCGGUGGAUAUACACCCUGCAGCUAAGAUAGGGAAGGGGAUAUUUCUAGACCACGCAACCGGAGUGGUGAUUGGAGAGACAGCAAUAAUAGGGAACAAUGUGUCAAUGCUGCACCAAGUCACAUUAGGUGGGAUCGGGAAGGCUGGUGGUGAUAGACAUCCAAAGAUCGGAGAUGGGGUCUUGAUUGGGGCAGGGGCCACGAUAUUGGGAAAUGUGAGGAUUGGCGAGGGAGCGAAAAUUGGUGCUGAUUGAUGUGCCACCACGGACCACUGCAGUUGGAAGUCCUGCUAGGCUAGUGGGUGGGAAAGAACAGCCAAGUGUUCAUGAAGAUGUUCCUGGGGAGUCCAUGGAUCACACUUCCUUUAUUUGUCAGUGGUCAGACUAUAUUAUAUAGUCAUUGUUGUCGCCAAGAAAUCUGUACUAGCGUCUAUAUUAUCAACCGGUGCAA